AUGAGAUUCAGAAAAAGGGGCAAGCUGAGCCCAAGAUACGUUGGACCAUUCGAAAUCCUUGACAUAAUUGGGCAAGUUGCUUACCAAGUUGCCUUACCACCAGCUUUAUCAAAUGUUCACAACGUCUUCCAUAUAUCAUUGCUCAAGAAGUAUAUGGCAGAUCCUUCUCAUGCGUUGAGUUAUGCACCAUCACAGUUGAAGGAGGACUUGUCCUAUGAAGAGGUACUUACUCAUAUAUUGGACUAUAAGGAACACAUUCUUCGGAAUCAUUCGAUUUCAUAUGUGAAAGUCCUUUGGAGGAAUCACUCAGUUCAGGAGGCAUCAUUGGAGUGCGAGGAAGACAUGCGAGCUAGAUAUCCCCAGUUGUUUUAA
Messenger RNA from Macadamia integrifolia, 372 nucleotides. RefSeq lists its product as uncharacterized. The record is from RefSeq and is a predicted model, not a curated record. Bases 1 to 372 code for a protein of 123 amino acids. The transcript has a single exon. Lineage: Eukaryota; Viridiplantae; Streptophyta; Magnoliopsida; Proteales; Proteaceae.